AUGAAGAGUAAAAGGUCUCGGGUUCGAGUCUAUCGGUUCCCCAAACAUUGGGAAAAAAGAUAUGACUUCCAAUGUAAUAGUCUGGGACAGCAUCUUCAAGUGUAUGUUGAUCACAGUGUGUUCCGUCUGUUUUAUGUAAUUGUCUAA
This is a messenger RNA of Caenorhabditis elegans, 147 nucleotides long. It is a transcript of the gene Y43F8B.17, whose product is annotated as M48 family peptidase. The record is from RefSeq and is marked reviewed. Lineage: Eukaryota; Metazoa; Nematoda; Chromadorea; Rhabditida; Rhabditidae. The transcript is spliced from 2 exons. The coding region runs from base 1 to 147 and encodes 48 amino acids.